This is a messenger RNA of Panicum virgatum (switchgrass), 1456 nucleotides long. Its product is annotated as putative protein ABIL2. Lineage: Eukaryota; Viridiplantae; Streptophyta; Magnoliopsida; Poales; Poaceae. The record is from RefSeq and is a predicted model, not a curated record. The transcript is spliced from 9 exons. Bases 54 to 1259 code for a protein of 401 amino acids.
GGGCAUCACCACAAGUCCACAACUACUUUGCUUGUUAAAUAUCCGUCGUGCUCAUGACAUGCUUGCCUUCUUCUUCCCCCCAACAAGGCAACAACGCAUGGUCUUCUUCCCAGCGCGACGUUGAGUUCCUCCCCAUCAUUGCCUCUCCCCUACUUCGUCACAAUCAUCGAAACAUUCUUCGCGUUCUUGUUCAGCACCUCUUACCUCAAUUUGGCUCUGGUCUGGGAUCAAAGAGGGAACCAGGAAUACAGGCAAAACCAAAACAGAGGAGCUCGUUUAAGUUGGCAAGAAUGGUGGAGGCCGUGGGUUCCUUUGGGAGCAGAGGCGCCGGCAUUGCGGGGAUGAGCAGCACGCUGGAGGAGGUGCAGAUGCAAGAGACCCUCGUCUUCUCCGACACAAUCGAGGAUCUCAAGACUCUGAGGUCACAACUCUACUCCGCCGCCGAGUACUUCGAACUUGCCUACAUGCAGGAAGAGGGGAAGCAGGCGGUGAUGAGCAACCUCAAGGAAUACGCCGUGAAGGCCCUUGUCAACACCGUUGACCACCUCGGCUCCAUGUCAUUCAAGGUCUCCAGCCUCAUCGACCAAAGGUUCGGUGAGGUCGCCGACGCCAAUCUCCGGGUUUCUUGCAUCCAGCAGAGAACUCAAGUUAGCCAAGCCUGCAUGGACAGAGAAGGCCUUUCACAGCAAUCCUUGGUGAUCACUGCCCCUAACUAUCACAAGAGAUACAUCUUGCCAGCUGGAAACCAGUCAAUGCCCAGUGCCGUGCCCAACUUCAGGGAGAUGAACAAGGUCACAAACAGGACUGCGCAGAUGCACCAAGUAUUCAGUGCGGCCCAACCAAAAGCCAAAGAGAAGCAGCCAUCAUUCAGCAAGUUGCGAUCAAUUGCCCGUGCACCUUCACAGCGUGCACGUUCAGCAUCACCAGCACAGCGUUCGCAUUCCGUGACACCAUCUGAGACUGCUAUACCCACCAACAGAGAUAGGCGAUCAGAUUCGCCAAUACCUUCAGCAACUCCAUUGACAAGGUCCGGAUCAGUCUCAAAGAAGGCAUCCUUGCUCAAGACGUCAAGUGUCAGGGUUCAGACAACCUCGCAGCCCAAGAAAUUGGCACCACUGAGGUCACAAGUUGGCAGGAGCAAAGACACUAUGGAUGGUGAGCAUACCCCAAAGAAGGGCAGGAAGUUCCUCAAGUCCAUCCUCAGCAGGCGCAAAUCCAGAAAAGAUGAGCCGCUGCCCAGUUAUUUCGAUGACUACUGAGCCUUUACUACCAGAUUAGGUGGCAACACUAUCUCUGCAUACUCCAGCAGCAGUGUUUUCAGACAAAGUGGUAUAUGUAUAUGUCCUCAAUAUAAAUAUUGUCAUUGUAUAGCAGUAGUAUAAAGGUUGGUAUAUAAUGUAAGGUGAACAUGGGAAAUUUCAACAAGACAUCUCACCAACUUGCCUGGUUUCUGUAA